AUGGACCAGAACAUUACUCUCAAUCAUGGCCCACAGAUUUACCAUAAAAUGCGACACCCAGGGAACAUCAAAUGUAUGACUCAUUUUCCAUCGAGUAGCGGUGACAUAUUUGUUGCACACUAUUGUUUUGGCACAAAAGAUCAGUUAAGUGUGUGGACAAUGGAUUCCAAUGACAGAGAUUCAUCAAUUACUCAGCAAAGAUUUGAAAUCCACAGUGAACUAACGUCCCUGAUGUAUGUUAGUAAACAUAGGGUGUACCUUGGCUUUUCAUCCAAACUGGAACUACAUGUUUUCACCGAUGCCAGUAGUCAAUGUCAAGAAAAAGGCUUUGUUUCUUUAUCUUCCACUGUUCUCAGCAUGGCAUACAACCGAGAAAUGGAUGAGGUCUACUUGGGAAGAGUUGGCAAACUGGAAAAGUGGAAGGUCACCGGAUCAGAGCAUGCAGCCACUGUGAGUCGGGUGCUAGAAUUUGAGACAGACAUUGGACCAGACGAGUGGGUGAUUGAUAUCAAAGUGGACACAAGGAACACACAGAUACUCAUUCUGACCUACCACAAUAUAUUUGUCAUCAACUACGAGACACAGAAACAAACUCACCACCUCCAAAACAGGCAUGAGGGGUCUCUGAAAUGUUGCUCAUUCUACAAACAGAGAGAGUAUUUCAUCACAGGAGGAGGCGAUGGUACAGUGAAGGUGUGGAAUGCUGUAGUAUUUACUCAAGUACAUGCCUUUUAUGGUCACAAUGCUGCCAUUACAGGUCUAGCUGUCCAUAAGACAGACCCCUUACUGUUUUCCUCUUCAUUAGAUGGCAGUGUUCAGAUUUGGAGAAUGGAUAAUUUUUCUAAAUUGAUGGGGUUUGAUUUAUCAGAGAAAAUAUUUAACUUGAAACUCCUAUCAGACGAACAGUUCUUCUGCCAGACAGAGAAAGAAAUAAAAGUUUUUGGUCUUAAUCAGUUCUAUCACCUGUUUGCCCCAGUUGAGUCGACAGUGAGGAAACUUUGUCUGUGUCCAGGGAAACGUCGUCAUGGAUUAGCCAACCGGAUCAUCGCUUCUACUGAGGAUGGCUCAGUACGUCUGUUCUCACCACUUACUGGAGUGGCCUUGACCUUAAUCUAUCCCAUGCCAUCCUUCCAGAUUCUAACGUCUUUUGCCUAUAAUAGAGAGAAGGAUAGACUGCACACUGUUUUAGAGAAUGGGGAAGUGAUUGUGUUCAAUUGCCGUUCCAACCCUUGUAAGGCAGUGGAAGUUUGGCAGUCAGGAUUUACUGAUGAAAAGAUAACGCAGCUGUUACAGGUGGAACUGAGCUACACUGGUCAGAAUGGUGAACAGCUGACAGACAUUGUCAUAUUCGGUGGUCAGGAAAAUGGCCAGCUGUCGUUAUUGGAUGCCAAUCAUUGUGAGAUGGUACUGAGUGUCCAGGUACACAAGGGAAUGGUAACCUGUAUGGAGAGUGUCACAGAGAUAGACCCUACUGGCUACCAGUUGUCAGAGACCAGCAAAACUCUUGUUACUGGUGGCAAUGAUAACUUUGUAAAGCUGUGGAAGAUCAAGGUAUCAGCUGGCAGGAGAAGUGACUAUAUCUCAUUGGAACCCAUUCUCGAGAUUCCUUGUGGUAAUAUUCCUGACCAUAUCAGCAUGUAUGAGAACACCUUGAGUAUAGCAGUCACAACAGGUACACGCCGAGGGAAGCUGUUGAUGUAUCGAGUGGAAGGCGAUGAGACGCCCCAGUACACGCAGCUAGAACAUGCUGAGGAUGAAGACCAUGAUAAAAAGAUAACUUCUCUGGACAAAUGUCCUUUACUGGGACUCUUUGCUUCCUGCUCAGAAGAUGGCUAUAUCAAGAUAUGGAAUCGCCACAAUCAGCUGAUCAGGGAGAUGGUAUUUGGUGAACCACUGUAUGGCUUGUGUUUUGCCAAUGUCCGUGGUGAUCUCCUGUUUGGCUUUCAAAGCCACGUGUGUUCAAUUCCCCUGACUACUUAUUUUCCACAAAAUUACCUGGAGAGAAUAGCAUUGCUUGACUUCUUGGAUGACCUGAGGGAAAAUGCUAUAGUGUACAACAAUAUUGUCAAACCCUGGUUCGACCCUCAACAACUGCCACGAUACAGCACCACUUUGUCCCAGCGAGUGCAGGAAAAAACCAAGAAGGACAAAACAUCAAAACAGUUAGUGGUUAAAGACCUUGAGGCUCUGCCUGAAGAUACCGCUGUACAGGAGAGUUCUGAGGAAAACAAGAUUGAAGGUCAGACUGGAGAAAAAGAAAAUAAAGAAAACAAUCAAGAUGGAGAUGGAAUUAAAGAAAAUUUUGACAUUGAUGAAACAAUAAAGGAAGAAAAUAACGAAGAUGAUUUAGAUGGAGAUUUUGAAUUCAGUGCUGAAGUUGAAAUAGGAUCACCUUUUGAAAAGCCUUUGUCUAGAGCUAGCCAAUCACAGAGGAGUAUGGUGUCACGUGACAAAGCUGGGAGUCGCACAGACAGAAAAAGAAACCACAGUGAGGGGACCAGUCCAAAUCUCGAUGAACUGUUGCCAUGGGAACGAGAACUACUGAAACGUCGUUCCAAAAUCAUUCCAAAAGAUGGGUACAUUCCAAACUCUGUGAUCAGGAAAAACCUUGGUUUUGUCCGACCGGUCACUCCAACGAUUCGUAAGAAGGACAUAUGGACACUGAAACCGGUACCAGAGCCAGAUCCGCGUCACAUGCCGCCAGGAUGGGGUGGACUUCCUGUGGAGAAAGACAACUCUGCCAUGGAUAUCUUUGAGAUCGCUCGUCGAUAUCGUUUGGAAACCAUGGAGUCCGACUCUCAAGACGAUGAAGCAGAGGAGGAGGAGGAAGUCUCUGUAGAUAAAGAUGUACAACUCAUGCCUUGCAUGCAGAACCGCAAUAAAGUCACUAAAAAGAAGCGGUCAAAAAGAAAAAAUCAAGGUUACGACAGUGAAGAUAGUGAGGAAGAACGUGAGGUAUACUCUCAGCAACGGAGGGUCUCACUUCUUCCACCAGAAAAGGAUCCAAAGACUGCAGCACCUUUUACCUGGAUGGAUGACGACGAAGCACGAAAGUCGACCUUGAAUCCAUUCCAGAAGAUUACCUCUAUGGUGAGGGCAGCUUCCACAAUGUCCAAUACCUCAUCCAUCAGGGGAGGUUACUCCAAAAACAGUCGAAGGUCCACACCUGUCACACCAAGAUAUGAAUUGAAGUCUAAGAAGCUAGAGUUUGGCAGUCGUAAUGAUCUAGAGACUCCAGACUCCAUGCGUGGAAUGCGUAAAAUGACCAAGUCUGGCGGAGCUCAAAGUAGAGAGCGGUCAAAAUCUUUCAAAUUGACCAAUAUGGUGGUGGAUGAGGAUUCGACUAAUGUCAGAUUUAAGGACGCUUCAGGAAAGCGAGGCAGUAUGCUGGGCGCAUCAGACAUGGACAGCAUUCAGAAGCUAUUAGAAGAGGACUGGUUCUCUGAUAUGAGAGGCACGCCAUCCUUUGAUAGUAUCAUGCAGCGUCUUCUCACCCUCCUCGACACGGACGACCCAGAUCUUCACUCUAAAAUCUGUGAUUACAUCCUCGACCUUCACAAGGACUUGGGAAUACCAGACAUGUAUCUGGAAAGAAUCAUCAAUAAGUUGUCCACACAGCUGGGAAACUCCAAAGGACCUGUAAGUUCUAAAAACCUCCGUACCCUGAAACAGAUUGGAGGCAAUCAUCCUGAUGUCCUGGCCUCCUUGUUACCACGGCUCAUUGACAGCCAGUCAGAUGUGAGGGAUGAGACGGCAGCCAUUUUAUCAGAAAUGGUAGGAGUCAAUAACAAGGAUGAUCUGCUGCAGUUGAUGCAGGACAUGGGCCUAAAGAGUCAGUACAACAGCAAGGAGGAGGAGGAGGAAGCUCUCAAAGCCUUGGCUAUGAGGUUAGACAUCCCAUACAGAACAGACAGUUUCUCAGACUGGAUUUCAAACUGGGUGGAUGAAUCAUCAUCGCUGUACUACGAGGAUGCUGAACUCAAGGCGGGAGACAUAAGUAAAAACUGGGAUGGUCGUGCUGUGAGAGUCCUUCCGGAAUCUCUCUGUAUCACAGAGUCCUCCAGUAGGGCAUCUAAUCGCCUAAGGGAACUCACCAACAUUUCCGAUAGAUCUUACCAAUGGGAGCCCUCUACUCCAGACCAAGGUCGCAGACAGAGGAGUGGCAUGUUUGAUGUUAACAGAGAGGCACAAGAUGAUGUCCCUCCUUCACCAAGGUCACAGAAAUCAGAUAUACGGAAUUCCAUGUCAGAUGAGGAGGAUGAAGAGUAUGAUGGAUUUAAUCCAAAGGAUCCAGCUAUGUAUCGUUAUUACAAAAAGCGGUACCCUGCCAAUAUGAGACCAGGCAGUGGCAGAAAGUUGGUUGGAGAUGAGUUUGGAGGUGUGCCCAGUAAACGAUUACAUCAGUUCCCCAAGCAUGGAGAUAUGGAGGGUGGAAUACAGGCAACCGACAGCGGUCACCAUGAUGAUGGGGCUGAAGUGCCUGUCAGCAUAUCAGAGGUUGGAGAAAAGGCAGCAGAUACUACAUUAGAGACAAUGAGCACACAGGAUUCUGGAAUAGGGCGGGACAUGUCUGAGGUCCUGAGUAAUAAAUCGGGGAUGGAAACAGCUGUGAUCAAGAAAGGUCAUCAUCGAUCAAAACAGAGCUGGCCAAAACAUUCCUUAUCUCCUGUCAAGUCUGCUGGUUCCAUCUGUCACUCAGAUCUGUCCACUCCAAAGGGGCUGGAGGCUGACAAAGAAAAUUGGCAACGGUUUUUCAAGACACCCACAGCCCAGGAACGACGCCGGAUGGAGAUGGUGAAACGAGAUUUUGACACAGGAAAGGUUAAACAAAACAAUGGUCCUGCUGUCAUCCAGUAUAUUGCUUCUGACUUACCUCUACUGCCAGGCGAGGCUGGACUCCGAUUGCUCCACACUGUUAGGGUGGGAGACAAGGGUCCUACAAUUGGUUAUGAUGGUCGCCACCAGGUGGAGUCUAUUCCCGGUAAACUAAUGGUGCAGACUAAAAACGAGGAUACUGGCAAAUCAAAUUUUGGAAUCCUUCAAAUGCAAUGGACAACAGGAGUGCCUGUAGCCACAUCUUUUGAAGAAUACAUACAAUAUCGUCAAAAGGCGUCUGGACAAUCAGAACGCAGCCAAUCACAGGCCACCAAGUCAUAUGACACCCUAACGGAGAGAUCUUAUGCAUCAGCAGGGUCUCUCCCAAACCUGGAGAGUUUGAGACGGUCAAGAAGAAAGAAAAAAGAAGCAAAGAGAGAAUCCCAAUUCAAGUUGCCUCGUCUACACUCACGAACGACAACCCAUAGUCACGACUACCAGUGGGAGCGCCCUCUACCUCCUCCACCCGCCCAAAAAUCUUCAUCACAAUCCUCAGAUGUCAGAAAACAACACGAAAAAUACUGUAAAUACUACGACCUCACCAAGAAAAAGAUGCAACAGUACACUUCGUCCAAAACAAAAGACUUAUUGCUACCAGAGGUUGUCAUCCGAAAUGCUCUCGGCGCUACACCGAAGUUGCAGAAAUCCUUAACAAGGUUAAGUAGAAAUCACAGUGUUCUUCUGCCGCCCAUCACGUUGAACCAACUCAUCCACGUAUCAACGACAUAG
This is a messenger RNA of Ylistrum balloti, 5604 nucleotides long. RefSeq lists its product as uncharacterized. The coding region runs from base 1 to 5604 and encodes 1867 amino acids. The transcript has 50 exons. Gene Ontology annotation, molecular function: protein binding. NCBI's taxonomy places the organism in Eukaryota, Metazoa, Mollusca, Bivalvia, Pectinida, Pectinidae. The record is from RefSeq and is a predicted model, not a curated record.